AUUCGACCAACAAUUGAUAUUUAUAUAUACAGAUUCAGAAGUUCCCCUUAUUCCUAGAAAAAAGAAAAAGAAAAGUAGAAUUGGUAAGGCGAUGUUUCAAUUUUUACCAAAGCAAUUCUUAGUGCUGCCUUUAAUACUAGUAGUAAUUGUAGUCCCUCUCUACAUCUCAUUCAAUUUUAGAGAAUCCAAACCAGAAGAAAUCAGUUCUUCUCAGUCUGAAGAAACCCCAAUGGCCACCAACGCUUUUGGUGUGAAGGUUGAAAAAAAUCCCGCUCAAUCCAAACUCACUGAGCUUGGAGUCACAACAUGGCCCAAGUGGUCAUGUGGUCCAAGCAAAUUCCCAUGGUCAUUCACUGCCACAGAGACUAUGUAUCUGCUGGAGGGCAAAGUGAUUGUUCAAGUUGAUGGGCAUGAAGGAUCUUUCACAAUUGGGGCUGGUGAUUUGGCUGUGUUCCCAAAAGACAUGAAGGUCACUUGGGAUGUGAUUGAAGCUGUAAACAAGCAUUAUAGCUUGGAAAAGUAAAGGGUCUUGCUGCUGGUUAAGCGUGCUAUCUAUCAACCAGAUUGUACUAUUAUUUUUACCUUGGACGACCGAAUAUUAGUAAUAUAUGUCGUAUUUGUACGUGUUUUGCACCUUGCGACGCUGAAUGCAUGGAUACUCUAGUGUUACUGUAGGGUACUAAAUUAAAAUUAAC
Molecule: messenger RNA, 695 nt
Organism: Prunus avium (sweet cherry)
Lineage: Eukaryota; Viridiplantae; Streptophyta; Magnoliopsida; Rosales; Rosaceae
Source: RefSeq, a predicted model, not a curated record